Molecule: messenger RNA, 3093 nt
Organism: Eupeodes corollae
Lineage: Eukaryota; Metazoa; Arthropoda; Insecta; Diptera; Syrphidae
Product: U4/U6.U5 tri-snRNP-associated protein 1
Exons: 5
Coding region: 103-2955 (950 amino acids)
Biological process (GO): maturation of 5S rRNA; mRNA cis splicing, via spliceosome
Cellular component (GO): U4/U6 x U5 tri-snRNP complex
Source: RefSeq, a predicted model, not a curated record
AAUUUCAUUUUCCAUAACAAAUCAAAAAGCAAACGACAUUGACACAGCCAAAAAUAAAAUAAAAUCAUUUUUGUAAAAAUAGUUUCAACUCAAUACGAAACUAUGGGUUCCUCAUCGAAAAAACAUCGCAAAGAAUCCAAAAAACACAAACGUUCUCGCUCCGAAUCUGAAUCCUCCGAUGUUCGUGUUGAAAAAGAUCGCGACUCGUCCAGACAUCGUCAUCGUCACAAUCGAUCACGUAAAAACGACGAUGAAUCCAGAUCGCGUUCUGGAUCGCUUAUUGCAAAGAGCACCAAAUCAAGUGAAGACCGGGAACGUCGCCACAAACAUAAACACAAGCGUCACAAGGAGCGUCAUCAUGCCAAAGAACCGAAACGAAAGGAGGACGUUGUGGUUUCCCUGGACAAUUCUGAUAGCGACAGUUCGGAUUGUGUGGAGGUCCCAGUUGAUGCUGAAGCUGUUGAAAAUGCCCCAAAACCAGCGAAGAAACCUUCGGAAACCAUCAGAAAUGAUGAGGAUCAAUUGGAGAGGGAGCAGCGGGCCAAGGAAAGGGAAAGGGACCAGCGAGAUCGUGAAAAGGAGAUGCGGGAGAGGGAAAAGAGGGAACGUGAAAGGGAGAAGGAACGCGAAAGGGAGUUCCGUGAACGUGAGCACCGGGAGCGGGAAAUGGCGCGUGAACGCGAACAAGCUCGUGACAGGGAGAGGGAACGUGAUCGGGAUCGAGAGCGUGAGCAGUAUCGAGAUCGUGAACGAGAUCGUGACCAGGACCGAUACCAACAUCAGCACGGAAGUCAGCGGGAAUCCCAGAUGCAGAAACCGUCGUCGUCCUCGACAUCGACAAGAAGGGAACCCGAGAAGCGUAAGGAACGUUCUGCUUCGCCAAUUCCAGAAAACGGAGCUGGGGACUGCCUGUCCAUUGAGGAGACCAACAAGAUUCGUCUUAAGCUUGGUCUGAAGCCUCUCGAAGUCGACUCGGGUCCCAUAAAGCCGUCGUCAUCUUCAGCAGAGAAGUCUGCAGUGGACGAAAAAACGGGUGACACUCUUGCCAGCUACAAAGACGAAUGGGGAGAGUUCCUUCACAAGCCAGCCGAUAAUUUGAAGGACAAGGCGCAGGCAGAGAAGCUACGUGAGAAGUUCAAGCAGAAGAAGGAGAAACGGAUGCUGGAGGAGAAGCUGAAGCGGAUCAGAACUUUGGGAGAGUCCGACGAAGAGGUUGACGAUGUCGAGAAAUGGGUGGACCGCAACAAGAAGAAGGAACACAUGCGGAAGGAAGCGGAAAUGAGGGCCAAGGCUCUGGAAGAAAUGGAUGCGGAGUUCGGAGUCGAUGAUUUGAUGGAGAAGGAGAAGCGCGAAGCUAGGCGAAAGGCGUACAACGAUAAUCAUCUUCGAGGCCUCCGAGUGGACCACGACAUGGAAGACUUCUCUGAGGGGAAGACGGUUAUCCUGACUUUAAAGGAUAAGGGCGUGUUGGACGAGGAUGAUGACACUUUGGUCAAUGUCAACAUGAUGGACGACGAACAUUAUCGCAAGAAUGUCAUCAACAAGAAGAAGAAUCCACUGAGCUACGGCUAUGACGUCUACGAGGAGCAAUACGAUAUGCUUGGCAAUCCUAUUGAUCGUGGCAUCCUUGAGAAGUACGACGAAGAAAUUGAAGGUGCCCAAAGGAAGAAGAACUUCGUAAUUGGAGAGAACCUCGAGGAGAGAAAAGAACAACAGCGAAAAUUGCUUGAGAUCAAGACAAAGCUGGCCGGGAAGCGCUUGGAAACUCUGGAAGACACAAGAAUACAACUGGCUUCAGAUACCUACACCGAAGUCGAAAUGGCCAAAUUCAAGAAGCCCAAGAAGAAGGUCAAAAAGAUACGCAAAAAGUUGAAAGCUGAUGACUUGUUGCCGUUGGCAGAGGAGCCAUCUGAACAGCAUUACGGAAGGCGAUUGAGGGUUCAUGGAGAGGUGGACGAUGAUGUGGAACUGGUGUUGGACAAUUCGGAGAUGAAGCACAAUCUCGAGGAAGAAGAUGACCUGCAAAGAGUUCUAUCGAAGGCGAGGAAGUUGAAGCAGAAAGAAUCACUCAUCAAGAAGACUCUUCCUCUGGAUGUGACAGAAUUGAAGGCUGAAGUGAAGGAAGAGCCGGAGGAUGACGACGAGCAGGCAAAUGGGCUGAGAGGAGAGGGUCACAUAACGCUCAACGCUACAGCAGAGUUUUGUCGGACUCUGGGAGACAUUCCGACCUACGGGAUGGCUGGUAAUCGAGAUGAGGACUCGAACGACAUGAUGGACUACGAGGUGGAGGAACGUGUCAACGAGGCCAAGCAAGAGGAGCCCGAAGCCAGCACUGGAACAUGGAACUCAGUGAAUCCGGAGGACGUAAUAAGACCGAUGGAAGAUGACAUAUCCAAUGAUUUGGGUGAUGUGGCUAUUUUGGAUGAGGAGCCAGAUGUUGGAGCUGGUGUUGGAAAUGCCCUCAAACUCGCUCUGUCAAAGGGAUACUUGGAGAAGGACGACAAAAAUCGUCCGAGUAACUCGAAGUUGUCCUAUUUGCAAGCCAAGAAUUACUCCAUUGAAGAUAAGUCUGCAGGGGAUGAUGACAAGUUUGGUCGUCGAGAUCGCUUCCAUUCCGGACCGAUUAUGGAAUUUCGAGACAAGGAGACAUUCAAGCCGAAUGUUAAACUGGAAUACAUCGACGAUAAUGGUCGGAUUUUGAAUUUGAAGGAGGCAUUUAGGUAUUUAUCGCACAAAUUCCACGGCAAAGGACCCGGAAAGAACAAGAUCGAGAAGAGACUCAAGAAAAUGGAACAAGAUGGGUUGAUGAAAACUAUGAGUUCAACAGACACUCCAUUAGGAACUCUAACGAUGUUGCAGCAGAAACAAAAGGAAACAAAAACCCCUUACGUUGUAUUGAGCGGGGGCAAGCAAGCAGCAGCUGUUAGCAAUACAACAAUAUCCAAAUAUAAAUAAAAUAAGAACUAACCACCAGAAUAGGAGUAGGAGUAUAUUUCUAAAAUGUACCACUUUAGUUUUAAUCUUACAAUAAUCUUAUCUUAUCUUAUCUUAUAAAAUAAAAAUACAAAUUAUGUAAUCAUUUUUAAUUUAAGA